Sorghum bicolor (sorghum) is the source of this 1667-nucleotide messenger RNA. Its product is annotated as polyadenylate-binding protein RBP47. The transcript has 6 exons. Gene Ontology annotation, molecular function: mRNA binding. Bases 97 to 1404 code for a protein of 435 amino acids. The record is from RefSeq and is a predicted model, not a curated record. Lineage: Eukaryota; Viridiplantae; Streptophyta; Magnoliopsida; Poales; Poaceae. Gene Ontology annotation, cellular component: cytosol.
UCUCUUUCCGCCUCCACCCUCCCUCUCUCGCGAGCUUCGACACACGCGGCGGCCCCCUCCCUCCUCCAGCCCCAACCCCCGGCGGCGGCGGCGGCGAUGCAGAUGGCAGCGGCAGUGGCCCCCACCGACGCCCCGGCCUCGGCGGCUGCGGCGGCGCCGCACCCCCACCCCCACCCGCACGCCGCGGCUGCGGCGGCUGCGGCUGCGGCCGCCUCGCCGCACCCGCACGCACCACCGCACCCGCACCACCAUAUGCCGCAACCGCGGUGGGUGGUCAUCCCGUACCCUCCGCCACACCACCCCAUGGUGGCCGCGCCGCCGCCACCUCCCCCGCAGUUCGUCAAGCAUUUCGCGCCGCCGGCCUCGGUGACACCGCCGCCGCCGCCCGCUGGAUCCGGCGGGAACGGGGGCGAGGACAACCGGACCAUCUGGGUUGGCGACCUGCAGUACUGGAUGGACGAGAACUACCUCCACAGCUGCUUCGGCCCCAGCGGCGAGGUGGUGAAUAUUAAAGUCAUUCGCAAUAGACACUCGGGAGUUUCUGAGGGUUAUGGUUUUGUAGAGUUCUAUUCGCACGUGUCAGCAGAGAAGGCACUACAGAAUUUUUCUGGUCAUGUAAUGCCUAAUACUGACCGGGCUUUUAAGUUAAACUGGGCAUCAUAUAGCAUGGGAGAAAAACGCACGGAACUUUCAUCUGAUCACUCGAUAUUUGUUGGCGAUUUGGCUGUUGAUGUUACUGAUGAGAUGUUGCUGGAGCUUUUUUCUAACAAAUACCGAUCAGUGAAAGGAGCUAAAGUUAUUAUUGAUGCAAACACAGGCCGUUCUAGAGGCUACGGCUUUGUUAGGUUUGGAGAUGAUAAUGACAAAACUCAUGCAAUGACCGAAAUGAAUGGUGUAUACUGUUCCACAAGACCAAUUCGUGUAGGACCAGCGACUCCUAGAAGAUCUCAAGGUGAUUCUGGCUCUUCUCCACCAAGGCAAUCUGAUGUUGACUCUACUAACAGGACGGUAUAUGUUGGUGGGCUUGAUCCCAAUGUUAGCGAAGAUGAACUGAGGAAAGCAUUUGCAAAAUAUGGUGAUCUUGCCUCUGUCAAAAUUCCUUUUGGGAAGCAAUGUGGGUUUGUUCAAUUUGUAAACAGAGCUGAUGCUGAAGAAGCACUGCAAGGGUUGAAUGGAGCAACUAUUGGGAAGCAGGCAGUUCGACUUUCCUGGGGCCGCAGUCCUGCAAGUAAACAGUCUAGGGGUGAUUCUGGCCACCGUCGCAAUGGCAAUGGCAAUGGCAUGUACUACGGGACGCCAUUCUACAGUGGAUAUGGCUACGCGUCACCUGUUCCCCACCCAAACAUGUAUGCGGCGGCCUAUGGAGCCUACCCAUACUAUGGCAACCAGCAGCUAGUGAGCUGAUGCGGCGAUGCUCUCUGCUCAGUUUCCUCCCCUGGGAGGAAACAAGGUUUUGGUCCAGUAAGCAAUAGUAGCUAUGAUGAGAUAUUAUAGGUGGCCAUAAAAAUGGGCGAGAGAGACGAGACAGGUAUAUGAUGAUAAUGCUACCUGCAGAUCUGUGCUGCUAGUAGAACCUAAAAGAGCUUGUAGUAGACAAUAAAACCUAUUUUUGCCUUAGAAAUUUUGACUUGCUAAUAAAACUAAAGCUAUCGGUUGUUGUGACUGCC